GCCGAAGUCUUCCAGGUCACUUCCAGGAGCCUCCGCCCUUGGGACAGACCUUACCUGAAGCGGAGGCUGUAGGACUCCGGACUAAGCUGGGGAUUUGCACGGAGAGAGGAUGGCAUCGUGGAGCCCUGACACCCCAUGUUCCUGCGACUGCUUUGCCUCGGUGCCCCCGGCCUCGGCCCUCCCGGCCGUGAUCUUUGCCAAGAACUCUGACCGGCCCCGGGAUGAGGUGCAGGAGUUGGUGUUUGUACCGGCAGCCACGCACGCCCCUGGGAGCCGCCUCCAGUGCACCUACAUUGAGGUGGAACAGGUGUCCAAGACCCAUGCUGUGAUCCUGAGCCGCCCUUCUUGGCUGUGGGGGGCUGAGAUGGGCGCCAACGAGCAUGGGGUCUGCAUUGGCAAUGAGGCAGUGUGGACCAAGGAGCCAGUCGGGAAAGGGGAAGCCCUGCUGGGAAUGGACUUACUCAGGCUGGCUUUGGAACGGGGCAGCUCUGCUCGGGAGGCCUUGCACGUGAUCACAGUCUUGCUGGAGCGCUACGGGCAGGGGGGCAGCUGCCGGGAGGACCCCACGCCAUUCUGCUACCACAACACUUUCCUGCUGGCCGACCGGACUGAGGCCUGGGUGCUGGAGACGGCAGGGAGGCUGUGGGCUGCACAGAGGAUCCAGGCUGAGUGCCUGGCACAGGACAGGAGCUCCAGAAUAUAUGAGCGACCCCCCAUCUCCUCCGCAGAGGGGGUCCGCAACAUCUCCAACCAGCUGAGCAUUGGCACGGACAUCUCGGCAGAACACCCUGAGCUCCGGGCCCACGCCCGGGCCCAGGGCUGGUGGGACGGGCAGGGCACCUUUGACUUUGCCCAGGUCUUCUCCCUGAGUCAGCAGCCUGUGCGCAUGGAGGCUGCCAAGGCCCGCUUCCGGGCCGGCCGGGAGCUGCUGCAGCAGCAGCAAGGGGGUAUCACGGCAGAGGUGAUGAUGGGCAUCCUCAGGGACAAGGAGAGCGGCAUCUGCAUGGACUCUGGGGGCUUCCGCACCACGGCCAGCAUGGUGUCCGUGCUGCCCCGGGACCCCUCCCAGCCCUGUGUGCACUUCCUCACUGCCACACCAGACCCGUCCCGGUCAGUCUUCAAACCUUUCAUCUUUGGGGUGGGGGCAGCCCAGGCCCCCCAGGUGCUGUCCCCCACUUUUGGAGCACAGGACCCUGUUCGGACCCUGCCUCGAUUCCAGACUCGGGUGGAUCGCCGGCACCCCCUCUACCGUGGACACCAGGUGGCCCUGGGGCUGAUGGAGAGUGAGCAGGCUCGGGGGCAGCAGCUUCGGCAGAAGCAGCGGGACCUGGAGCAGGAAGGCCUGGCGGUUGUGCGGGGGCUGCUGACCAGGGAGUGUGCUCCACCCGCCCAGGAGCUGGGCGGCCUCUUCCAGGCCUUUGUGGAGAAGGAGAGCCAGGCAUAUGCCUGAGCCUGGCCCCUCUUGACUUCGCCUGGGGUGCAGGGGGCUGUGGUGGACACAGGACCCCUGGGGUAGAGGGCUAGAGCAAUCCCCUCACCUUGCCCCCCACCCCAGCCUUGUUCUGAGUGGCCAGGUCAGCCUUCGCCCUAAUAAAUGUGUUUUAUUUUC
This is a messenger RNA of Dama dama (fallow deer), 1609 nucleotides long. It is a transcript of the gene SCRN2, whose product is annotated as secernin 2. Gene Ontology annotation, molecular function: cysteine-type exopeptidase activity; dipeptidase activity. The record is from RefSeq and is a predicted model, not a curated record. The transcript has 8 exons. Bases 110 to 1450 code for a protein of 446 amino acids. Lineage: Eukaryota; Metazoa; Chordata; Mammalia; Artiodactyla; Cervidae. Gene Ontology annotation, biological process: proteolysis.